Molecule: messenger RNA, 2557 nt
Organism: Lepisosteus oculatus (spotted gar)
Lineage: Eukaryota; Metazoa; Chordata; Actinopteri; Semionotiformes; Lepisosteidae
Source: RefSeq, a predicted model, not a curated record
GCUUUGUGGGUCCUGUGAAGGAAACCGACAGGACGCCCGUCUCUGUGCCUCUGUGUGUGAGGGUGUGAGGGUGUGAACUCACAGCUGGCAGCAGGCGGUCAGGGUUGUCCGGACACACCCGUGUCCUCUGCUGGAGCGGGAGCCCUCAGCACGAUGGCAGCCGUAGUCUGAGAAGAGGAACACAGAUCAGUUUAUCGCUGAUUUCAGUACUAUGAAAUGCUCUCUUGAAUUAAAAAAAAUAAAUCUUAUUGUUUCCACCUACAUUUCCAAUUAAGUGAUGAGAAUAUGUAUCAAUGAUUUUCUUUUCUUCUUUUUGUUUUGUUUGCAAUCUAUUUAAAUGUACAGGAGUGCUGUGUCUCCAUAAAAAAAUUCCCUCAGGGGACAAUAAAUAUCUUAUCUUAUUCCAGAGUAAAAGCAGAUGUACUGAAGCCUAUUUAAAAUACAAUCUGAGAUAUAUGCACACAUUGUAUAUCUAUACAACAAGAAAUAUGUUGAUACAACAAACUUCAGCCUAGAAACAGGGACCCUGCAGGACCAGGACUGGACCCCCUGCAGACACACUGACCCUGCAGGACCAGGACUGGACCCCCUGCGGACACACUGACCCUGUGCAGGUCACAGACGCUAGUUAAUUGUUCACAUUCAAGUGCUCAUCCACAGAUACUGGAUAAAAUCAUAAACCAGACUCUGAUUUUCACUUUAAUAUCAGUGCUGUGUCUGUUUGGAACCCAGAAACGGUUUAAGGUGAAUUUCAAGUUGACACAUAUCAUUAAUAUUGUAACGGUGCCCUCUUGUGUUCACGUUGAAAAAGAGAGCUGCCAAGCAAAGCUUUCCUUCUAGUUAAACUACAGUUCCCAGCAGCCAAUAAAAAAAUAUUUUGUCCAGCGUGGCCUGAUGGGAUAUGUAGUUUUAAUCAUGGUUGCGAAUAUUUCCUGUGUUUUCGAGAGUGCAGGGUUAGAACAGUAGUCUGCUGCCUUGAGCAGAAGUUUCGGUUUCCCCACUGACAGUCCUCUGUUUGUGAGCCGCCAUGGCAUCGCAUGAGAGCACCUACGACGAUUUAACUGCCGAAUUACAGUGCCUGAUCUGUUACGAAAUGCUCAGAGAUCCCGUCACAGCCACCUGCGGUAGCCACAACUACUGUAUGGAGUGCAUUGUCAAGUACUACACCGUCCCGUACACGAAGGAGAAAUUCGGCUGCCCUGUCUGCAAAGAUACGUUUCGGCCCGAUCACAAGCUCACGAAGAACGUAGCCAUCUACCGUAUCGUCGAAACUCUUAAGAGGCGCAGUCCCGAAAAGCGCGAUUCGUCCGCGUCUCCGAGGGAUAGCGACCCGGAUGGCCAGUGUCCGGCCUGCGGCAGCGGCGGCUCUGAUGGCUGCCCGACCUGUCAGCCCCGAGAGUCCGGCAGCAGUGCGCCCCGGCUGGGCGAAUCCUGCGCGCUGCACCGCCGGCCGUGCGAGUACCUGUGCCCGGGGCACGGCACGCUGCUGUGCGCCCUGUGCCGGCCGCAGCACCCGGACUGCGCGCUGGGGAGCAUCGAGGAAGAGUUUGAGCGCAAGAAGGCCUGUCUGCAGAGAAGCCUGGAGACUGUGACAUCAGAAAUUGAACAAGUGGAGGAGAUUCUUUCUGAAAGAGUUAAGAGCCGGAAGGAGAUCUCAGACUCUGCCUCAGGCAUGAAGGACGCCCUCUGCAGGGGGUUCGGUGAAUUGAAGAGGGCCAUCGAGGCGGGAGAGCGCGAGGCCAUGAAUGUCUUAAACGCCAGACAGAAGGCAGCUGAGUGGAGGAUAGGCAGCGCUGUAGCCCUCCUGGAGCAGAGACUGGGCUGGCUGAAGAACGCCAGAUCGCAGAUGGAGCAGGUGGACACCGGGAGCUGCUCUGCAGUGAUACAGGCUGACAUCCCGCAGGUGGACACGGACGGCUGCCUGUCUCGCGAGGAGGGGGACGUGUCUCCGGACGAAGUCCGCAUGGCAGCUGUGCUGGACGCAGUAGCUGAAUUGAAGGAGGAGGCUGGAAAGAGAUUAGACCAAGCCUUGAGCGUUUUACAGGUUAACCUUGGAGAAACUGCAGAGCAUGGUGGAGCCGAUGUGUCUCCCGAGGGGAUGGAGCUGGAGACUGUGGGAGGGCAGGAGCAGUCGGAGGCUCUUUCCCAGAAAUUCCUGUUUGUGUGCCAGGCGCUGGGCGCGCAGGAGUUCCAGCAGGGGGAGCACUACUGGGAGGUGGACACAGGGCGCAGCAGCGGCUGGGCGGUGGGAGUGGCGUCCUCCCGCCUGGGCCCCAGCGAGAAUCUCGGCCGGACUGCGCUGUCCUGGUGCCUGGAGUGGAGCAAGUCCCGCCUGUCCGUCUGGCACCGAAACACGGAGGAGCCCCUUAAACACGGCCAAGUCAGCAAAGUCAGGGUUCACCUUGACAUGGGCCAGGGGCUGCUGUCCUUCUACAGCAUGGCCGAAGGCGAGACCCUGCUGUUUUCGUACAAGGCCGAGUUCACAGAACCGGUGCGGCCCGCCUUCUGGCUGUUUGGGCUGCAGCAAGGGAACACUCUGAGCUUCGCUGGGCCUUGA